Fusarium verticillioides 7600 is the source of this 5746-nucleotide messenger RNA. RefSeq lists its product as hypothetical. The record is from RefSeq and is a predicted model, not a curated record. The transcript has a single exon. NCBI's taxonomy places the organism in Eukaryota, Fungi, Ascomycota, Sordariomycetes, Hypocreales, Nectriaceae. The coding region runs from base 2128 to 2466 and encodes 112 amino acids.
UCAUGAUAACUUCGACCUGUAAAUUCACAACGAAAUGCUGCGACGACGAACACGACGAUUAUUUUCGACGAAUGCGUCUGUGAUCAAGUGAUCAUGGAAUCCUCGAGAAACCGAAUACGCUUUUGACGACUCAUACCGAAGAGUCACACGACUACAUUCACGCUGUCGCAACGUCACUCAUUCGCCCGCCACGAGCGCACGAAAACCUUUUUCGUUCACGCUUCGCCCCCGAGCCUCGCCCACUGCACCCAGCGCCCUCCACGAGUCGACCAUGCAUACCCUUAUAUACCAAAAACCGCUCAAUACCCAUACCGAAGAGUGGUGUAGUGGUAUACGCUCCUAGAUCUCCUAUGAUCACCUAAAAUCUCUAAAAUCCGCUCCUAUGAUCCUUCUCCUACUACACCACUCCUCGGUUUUUGCCAGUUGGCUCGAAUUUUUGUCGCCUAGCCCGGAGCUAUCAUUAUUUUUUUCCCUGGAUUUAUUUCGCCAAGAUUCGCGACGUUCGAACGCAGGCAUGCCCCCCGAUGUCGACAUGUACCCCCCUGACGGGUCUACCUUUAUAUUUCAAAACCACUCUCUAUACCAGUACCGAAGAGUGGUGUAGUGGUAUCCGCUCCUAAACUCCUAUGAUCACCUAAAAUUCUUCUCUCCGCUCCUAAGAUCUUUCUCCCGCUCCACCACUCUUCGGUUUUUGCCAUUCGACUCAACUUUUUGUUUACCUGGUCUCGACAUCUGACCUCUUUUUUUCUCGGAUUUAUCUGGUCAUUUUUUGACGGCGUUGGAACGCAGCGGCCUUGCCACGACGAUAUGUACCAUGGAGGGGGUUACCUUUAUAUACAAGAAUCGCUGUAUCUACCAAUGCGAAGAGUGGUGUAGCGGUAUACGCUCCUAGAUUCCUAAGGUCACCUAACAUCUCUCUAAAUCCGCUCCUAAGACCAUUCUCCCGCUACACCACUCUUCGUUUUUGCUGUUCGACUCGACUUCAUUUUUAAUUACAUUGUCUCAAGCUCCCCCUUUUUCCACGGAUUUGUUCGGCCAGUUUUCAGCACAUUCGAACCCAGCGACUUGUUGCGAGUACGACACGUACGCAGAGUGUGGGAGGGGCUCCUGGGGGUUACUUUUAUAUACCAAAAUCACUUUCUAUACCAGUACCGGAGAAUGGUGUAGUGGUAUACGUCCUAAACUCCUAAGGUCACCUAAAUUCUCUAAAAAUACGCCACUAAGACCAUUCUCACCUACUACACCGUUCUUCGUUUUUGUCGUGUGCUUCGACUAUCUUUUUGGCAUCUCAAUCUUUCCAGUCAACUCAUUUUCUUCUUAUUUCCCCACACGCUUCGUGGUGUUCGAACGCCGGGAUGAACAUGAACAAGCUUUUACGGCAUUUCACUUCAUCGACGUUGAUGGGCGUAAGUGAGGACCCAGACGAGGACCAGGAUUCAUUCGAUGACGACUCUCUCAAUGGCGGAACCUGAAUCUUUUACCAACAAGAAAGUGCCUGCAUUGCCAUCUCUGAACAGAAACCCUGAGGAGAGCCAGACCAGUGGUCAUGAUACAAGCCCAGCGACUGCCAUCUGGACAGCAGACAUGGCGGAGCCCCCGUGUUCUAUCGACAAGUCGCAUUGAAAGAAGUUGUGAUGCAGGAUGCAGGCGGGAGUCGGUGUUGUAUAGUGGGCACACUUGAGCUUUGCGGAAAAGCUUACAGGCAGGGAGGCAUGAGGCACUUUGCAAGCCGGUCCAAGCUGCUGGCCGAUUUUCUGGGUGAUCUAGCGUGGAACAGGACUUGGGUGUCUACCCCUUACAUACCAAAAUUACUCUAAUCCUCUCACCGAAGAGUGGUACAGUGGUAUCCGUCCUAGAUCCUAAGAUCAUAACCUAAAAUCUCUAAACUCCGCUCCUACAAUUCCUUCCCCCACUGCACCGCUCUUCGUUUUUGCUGGGCCGUACAAUAAAAGCACAGCACUCCAACCCGAUCAUUCCUUCUUUUUGCUUGUCGACAACUGAAAAAUAAUUUUGGGUGACGAAGAUAUCGACUCAGGGGUAUAUGACAGCCAGUCCAUGCCAACUGCCAUGGAGUAUACGAAGACAAGACAUUCUUGACGAGGAAAGCGUCGGGUUCUGAUUUGACUUAUGACAGUGUGCAAGAGAACGCCCGGGGAAUGUGUUGGUUCUUGUUCACUGCUCAGUCACCUGAGGGUAGUUGCCUGGAGAAGUCAGGUCAGGUGGCCUCGAUCGCCUCGCCACUGCAGCGCUGGCAGUACGGCCCCUCGUCCUUACCCUUAUAUACCAAAAACACUCACUACCCUUUCGAAGAGUGGUCCAGCGGUAUCCGUCCUAGAUCCUAGAAUCUUGAACCUAAAACCUCUAAAAUCCGCUCCUAAAAACUUUCUCCCCGCUGGGCCACUCUUCUUUUGCCGUUCACGGGUUCGAAUGAGAGACGACAUUCUUGCGACUUCACGAUACGAGUGAGAACGAUCACCGGAUUGCAGCGAUAUCGACUUGGACUUUCUUUUUUGGGUGUCAUUGCUUUGUUUGACACACAAGUUACCAGGCUUUGAUAGGGGUAGUCGACAUCUACCCCCUAUAUGCCAAAAUCACAACACUAUCUGGUAUCCUUCACCGAGCGAACCGUGGUUUAGCGGUCCCUGACUAGAACCUACGAACCCACGAGCCCACAAGCUUCCAUACCCACGAACCUUGUCCAGAAACCACCCUACGAAUCCUCCUCCCUCCGAUUAUUUCUUCGUUUUUGGCGUUUAUGAGUGACAUUUAAUGUCAUUCUUUUUGCGAUACCAUUAUAAAAUAUUCCCAGCUUGCAGCAACAUCAAAUCAGACUCUCUUUUAUAUGCCAUCGCCUUGUUUGACGAACGGGCACCUAGGGGACAGUCAACACCUACCCCUCAUGUACCAAAAACACAGUUAUUCUUGACGAAGAGUGGUCUAGUGGUUCCGUACCUAAAACCUACAAACUCUUCAUACCGCACCUAAAAAACAUUCUCCCACUAGACCACUCUUCUUUUGCCAGUUCGUACGUUCGAGCCAACAUAUCAUAUCUUUGCUUUUUGCUUCUCACGAUUUCAUCACGUUCAUCAAGUGAUGGCAAUACCGACUUUACUUUUUCCCCCUGAGUUUGGUCAUUUUGUCUGGUGCUGGUCUUGGGACUUGACGGCGUACGGCCUCUUGUCCCUACUCCUUAUCUACCAAGACCACUCUAUUGCUUAUGUCGAAGAGUGGUCUAGUGGUAUCCGUCCCAGAACCUACAAACUCUCUUCAAUCCGCACCUAAAACUUUUCUCCCACUGGGCUGCUCUUAGAUUUUUGACGUUCGUGACUUCGAACACCUCUCCAACAAGCAACGGACUCGACCUUUUUUUAGUUUCACAACAUCACAAACGACGAUUCAAAACUGCGACGAACAUGACCUGUGGUUACUGGGAGCAAACAGAGAUGUAGAAUACACUUCUCAUUUUGGCCGAAAAGGGGUUUCGUCCCACUUUGCUAUAUACAUUACCAGAUGGUCGCAGGAUGUUGAGAUCGAAGGCGAUUGAAGGAGAUGGAGGUCAAUUCAGACUGCUGAGGUCUGAAUGGGUAUGGGAGUCCAGCAGUGCGUCCGUCGUGGGUGUUCUGCCUGCUGUGAGUCCCGCUCAUGCUUUCUGUGGCGUUGUGUGGCACUCAUGAGGGAGCUGCCUUGAGGGACCUGCUGCCUACCCCUUAUAUACCAAAAACGCUCAGUUUACUGUCGGCAAGGAGUGGUGUAGUGGGAAUACGCAUCCUAUUCACCUAAAAUCUCUCUUCCGCUCCUACAACUUCUCUCACCCCACUACACCACUCCUCGUUUUUUGUCAUGGCUCACGGCUUCGAAUCCUCCCCGACAAGGUCCCCUUUUUUUUGGUCCUCGGCUUCGCACCCUUGGCAGGCCAGUGCUUGACGAUGAUCCCAUCUGCAGGCCUUACACUCGACGAUCUUAUUCCCCUUUUACCAUCACGACUUUAAAUAUAGUCAUGCUCCAUAUCCAGGGACAUUUAUGCCAUUGAUAUAGGCGCUGCGUCGAUGAUUAAUGUCUGGCAUGCCAUCUGGUAUGGCAUGACCGCCUUACCCCUUAUAUACCAAAACCACUCAUAUUGUUUUCAACAAAGAGCGCGUGGUCUAGUGGAAAUCCGCAUUCUAUUAACCUAAAAUCUUCAUACUCUCUCCUAAAAACUCUCUCACCCCACUAGAUCCCGCUCUUUGUUUUUUGCCAAGAUCACGACUUCGAGUGUCUCCCACGACAUUGUUUUUUGCCCUCUGGACACUACCUGCGAUGAGAGUGAGAGGUCAACGGAGUCUUUGGCCCCAAUACUCAAAGGUAAGGGAGACAAGUCAACACACACGGUCAAUAUACUCCUUGCCCUCACUGGUGCUUGAUGUCUUGCCUUUGGCUGCUGGAUAGCACCAGUUCCCGACUCUACACCUUAUAUACCAAAACCACUUUAUUACUGUCGGCGAGGAGUGGUGUAGCGGUAUCCGCUCCUAUAACCUAACAACCUAAAAACUCUUGAGUCCGCUCCUACAAUUCCUUCUCCCACUACAAUGCUCCUCGUUUUUUGCUCGAGUUGAACAAUACUUGUUUUUUUUUUUUUUUUUUCCUUUUUGCCAGUCCUUCUCCCUGCUGGCCAGUCGACUCUGUGGUCUUGGAAGAAGGUGUCGCAAGUACUCCGCGAGAAGAGGUCUGUGCCUACUUGACCUCGAUCGGACAAAGUCGCGACUUGAGAGCGACUUGAGAGUGACUUGAGGAUGCACUGAGAAGGACAACUUCAGGCUUGGGAUCUUGAUGUGAAGGCCCUCAAGACAGCUUCAGUACGAGAGAAAGUCGGAAAAGCGACCAAAAGGGAGGGUCAUAGCUCACUUAGGCAGAAGCAUGCUUUGCCCCGCCUAGAACAACAGCCUACCAACACCAGGGCCUUGUGUCCCAGACCUGACGACAUACCCUUAUAUACCAAAAUCGCUCUCUAUAUCCCCAACGAAGAGUGGUACAGUGGCAUCCUCCGAACCUACGAAACCACCUUCAAAGCUGAAUCCUACGAGUCCCCCUACCUCGUUUCCUCCGACCCUCCCUCCGAGUCUGUACCACUCUUCGCAUUUACUCCUUCUACCAAGUUCUUCUUCUAUUCUUUUUUUUAUUUUUCCCUUUCUCAUGUCUUACUCCUUGCCCUUCCCUCCUUUUAUUAUUUCUUUGUUUUUGCCACAGCUUGUCCCAAGCCUGAGCUCCCCUUCUAAGCUCACGUGUAAGUUCCAUGUAAUGAUGAAGUGAACUCAGGGGUAUUGUUUGGUGGUCUUGGUGACAGGACCUGGUAAGUCGUGUGGUGCAGUGUAAGUUGUAGGCUCGCUCGCUUGAACACAACUCGCGUGCCGGCCAGGGUAAGUGUUAAAUAUUAGAAUUAAUGUCUCCCUUUCGACAAGGAGUGGUGUAGCGGUAUACGUCCUAGAACCUACAAAUCCUAAAAUCCGCUCCUAAAAACUCUCUCUCCCACUACCCACUCCUUGUCUUUUUGCCUGUGUUCGAAGCCUGCCUCUCUUCUUUUUUUUUUUUUUCACGUCACUGAUAUUGCAAUUAUGGAUCUUGGUCUUUUAAGGCUUGUUGAAUCGAGAUGAGAAUUCUCUUGGUGCAAAGGGGUUCAGCUCGCCGUCUAUCUGAACAAAUACUUGUCCAUAGAAAAUACAAGGAGUUCAAUCAAGACCAUUUCAAUUCGCUAUUUCGUCUAUUUGAUCAA